Molecule: messenger RNA, 438 nt
Organism: Monoraphidium neglectum
Lineage: Eukaryota; Viridiplantae; Chlorophyta; Chlorophyceae; Sphaeropleales; Selenastraceae
Exons: 3
Coding region: 1-438 (145 amino acids)
Source: RefSeq, a predicted model, not a curated record
AUGGCGGAUGACGCCGACGCCGCAUCAGGCAUUGGAGGGCCGACCGUCGGGGCUAUCAAGGCGAACGACAGGCUGCUGCCCGAGGAGUUGGUGGCGGCGCCCAUCGGGCUCAAGGGGCUGCUGGCGCAGGUCUACAUAUCGCUGAAGCGGCGCGCCUUCGUACAGCUGCUUGGCCGCCACUGGCGGGCCAAGGCGCGCUGGAAGCGCUCACGCCGCGAGGCCGCUGCCCUCGCCGCAGCAAGGGCCGUCGUCAGCGGGGACGGCAGCAUCGGCGGCGCCGCCGCGGCCGCCGCCGCCGCCGCUGCGGGGGCGGACUCCGCCGGGGCGCUGCAGCUGCCGGCGGCCCCGGCGCUGCCUGUGUUCCGCGCGGCAGGCACUCUGGGGGAGCUUCUGGCGCUCAUGCGGCAGGCCACCGCCGAGCUUCCUUUCUACCAGUGA